AUGGCAUCGCAGAGCGACUUCGAGUUCGGCCAGCAGCUGGGCCGAGGAAGCUUCGGAGUGGUUUUCAAAGUUCGGAGAAAAAGCGACGGGCUCACCUGUGUCUGCAAACAGAUUCAGUUGAGCAACUGCAAGCAGCGAGCGCGCGAUGAAGCCAACAAGGAGGUAAAUCUCCUCAGACGAGUCUCACAUGGUUGCAACUACAUCGUCCAGUAUUUGGGAUCGUUUUUGGAGGGUGAGGCUUUGCACAUCCUCAUGGAGUACUGCGAGAGAGGAGACUUGUGCCAGUUCCUCAAGACUCGCGACGAGAGCCUGGAGGAGAGAGCGAUCUGGAAGUAUUUGUUGCAGAUUGGCCUCGGCUUAAGAUGGCUUCACCAGAACAGGAUUCUGCACCGUGACAUCAAGACCCUGAACGUGUUCCUCAAGACCAACGAUGAUGUGCGAUUGGGUGAUCUUGGUGUAGCACGCGUGCUUAGCAACACCAGCUUUGCACACACCUUCGUUGGAACGCCGUACUAUCUGUCCCCCGAGAUUUGCGAGGAAAGGCCAUACAACGAGUUAAGUGAUGUUUGGGCAUUUGGAUGUGUUGUCUACGAGAUGUGCACGUUGAGGCACCCUUUCGAAGCCAAAAACCAAGCUGCACUGCUCAUCAAAAUCCUUCGAGGACAGUUUGCUCCCAUCCAGGCCUCGUAUUCGCAGGACUUGCGCGAGCUGAUCGACGGAUGUCUGCAGCGAGAGCUCCACAAGCGCACCAGGCUUGCAGACAUCUUUGCCAGAUCAGCCGUGCAGUCUUGGGCUGCUCACCUUGCGAUCUCGCUGGAAGCCUGGAGCGGUCCUGUCAGAGUACCAACGCAGAGGCGGCCUCCACAGCCAAGAGCUGCAAGAGCGGGCUCAACCUCAGCCAAGGCGACGCAGGCGCAGGCAUCGCAGGCGCGCUCCGCCAAGGGCAUCCCACGCACAAGGGUGAGAUUAGACCCACGAGCCGGGGCGGGCCGUCGUGAGGAAGGGUCCAAGCAAACACUGGUGGCUCCAAAGACUCGAGUCCCAGACAGGACCCACGUGGCCAAAGGCAUCCAGGAUGAUGGAAAGGCGAAGCCACCACGAUGCGACGGUGAGAAGGCCCGCCUCAAGGCGGAAGUUGCUGAGUUGCCCGACGUGGUUGUUGCUACGGCUCGGACCAGUCGGAACGUUCCAUCAGUGCAGCAGCUGUUGAAGAUGGAUGACUCGCCUGUGAAACGGUUGCUUCAGAGGAAUGGUGGCAGGCUGACGCAGGCUGCCUUGCAGGAAGAUGCGGAGUUAAUUGAAGAAGUAACGAUUCGCCCCGAAGACGCAGAUCGACAGGAUGGAUCUGACGAGAUCAGGGAGGAACUGGAAGAGCCCGAUUCUGAUGGGGAUGGCGAUGCCGAAAUCACGCACCAGAGCGUCUUCGAGGACUCCCUUCUCUACACUGGCACAUCUCUGGGUGACGAUGCUGAUGGCAGCCCCACCAGUCGAGUUGAGCUUGAAUGGAGCGCAGAGGAGGAGCCGUUUGCUCUGACUGCGACACUCGACGAUGGACUCCUUUGCGAUGCUUGUGACCACCGCUUUUUGGAGCCAUCUCGAAAGCAAGAGGCAGACGUUGAAGACGAAGGCUCAAGAACCUCACAUCCGUCUCCAGUUGUGGAGGAGCUGGAGCCCACAGUGGAGGAUCAGCCUCUUUCGGCUUCGGACAGCAGGCUAUUGAGCGAAGCUGGCCGAGCGGAAGCUGAACUUGCGAGAGUCACUUCCCAAAUCAACAGAGUGUACUCGGGUGUGGCUCGAGACCUCGAUAGUGGCGCUCGCGCGGUUUGGGAUGAGCUGUAUGCGCUGUUUCAGGACAUCCGAUUUUGA
Molecule: messenger RNA, 1866 nt
Organism: Symbiodinium sp. CCMP2592
Lineage: Eukaryota; Dinophyceae; Suessiales; Symbiodiniaceae
Source: the annotation of a GenBank genome assembly